AACCCAACUCCCACCCUCGCUCCUCCGUGUGCAUCGCCGGCGCCUUCGCCUUCUGGUUCUUUCUCGACUUAUGCACCGCUGAUCCGCGCUCGACGACGCGCGCACAUGGCCAUCGCAAGCGUGCAUGCCGUCUAAUCUCCCAAAUGCCCGCCACCAAGGCCGCUCCGCCUGCUUUUCCAUCUCUGUCCAAGAUCGAGAUGGAGGACCGCAAGCGAUCGCUGAUUAACGACGUCGAGGACCUUGCGCCCAGUCGCAAGCGUCUGAAGGAUGAGAAUUGCGCUACGAUGCGGAUGGAUGAUGAUAAGGAAAAACAGGUCGAGGACUACCAAAAGGAUGCGCUGAUACGGCAGCUGAAAGAGUAUAAGCGCGUAAAGAGGGAUGCGGAGGAACAGCUUGCCGAGCUACAGAGGAAGGCGAGAUAUCACGAUGACCACCUCAGGAUACUCGACGCUUGGUGGUCCCAACUGCUCGACGAGAUCCGACUUCGAAUCGGCGACGAGCUCCCCACACCACCACCCAGCGCCACGUCCGCUGUCGGAGAAGAGAUAUACAACAAGGCGCUCAAUUUCGACGAUGUCGAGUCUUUUUCCGAGCACCUGAAGGCCCGGUCCACAAACAUAAAAAAUGCCAUCCGGGAUCUGUUCGCAAAAUUACCAUCCGCCUCUAACCCAGGCGAGGAGGAGCUCCAAAAGCGACUGGCGGAACUGUUGGUCCGCGAGAAGGAGCACGCAGUGGAGCUUAAAAAGGCAAUUGACGAGAAGGAGUCCAUGUAUGAGCGUCUUGAAGCGGCUAUGGGCCGCUACAUGACUGCUGAACGGAAACUGGAUCGUGCAAAAAGCAGCCAAGUGCAGAAGCUGGAGAGACAAGCCAUCAUGGGUAGUAACGGCGAUGGCGCAUCUCCCACGACUUCGAAAGUCGCAGCAACGCCCAAGCGAGAGCAUGCGGACACGAAUGGCGAGCUCGAAAAUGGCGUCGAUAUUGCAGAGGCUGAGGCGUUACGCAAAGAGGCUCUUGCUGUCGCUGAAAAGCAACGAGCUCAAGUCGAGGAGAUCGAAGCCGAGAACGAGAGACUAACAAAUGAGCUCAGUGCUGCGAGGACCAAGCUUGCCAGUUUAUCGGACGACGACUACAUGGAAACCUCGCAUUACAAGAUUCUCAAGUCAAUGUACGAGGAUGUCGUCAAGCGAGUCAAUGACCUCGAGGCCUUUAACAAGCAGCUUCGCGAAGAGACGCAAAAACUACAAUCGGAGCGGGCUGCCACUCGAACGCAAGUCGAAGAGGAAACUAGGAGUCACGUUUCAGAAGUCGAGGCUGCGAAUGCCAGAGCUGAGACCGAUCUAGCGCGCAUCCGACAUGCACGCGAUCAGCUUCAUUCCGAAUUGGCGAUACUGAAAGCCUCAGAGGAUGGACCGAAGUCGUCCUUAACAUUGGCGAAAGAGGUGGCUGAAGCUAAAGACUCCAGGAUAGCAGCUUUGGAGUCCCAGGUGCAACGCCUCCAGCUGCAAAUUGGUGAAAUUGAGGCAGCGGGAACAGAUCUGGACGGCAUGGAUAUGGACGCACUAAAGUCGAAGGUGCAGACCCUCACCAACCAGUAUUCGCUGCUUGCAAAUGAAUUGCCUUCUCUCGAAGCUGCAUGGAGAAAGCUGCAGACAACUGCGAACAAGAAGAUUGAAGAUAUUGCAAACUGGGAGGACCAACUUGCUCGUCUAGCUGCGGAAAAGGCCAAGGCGGAUCACAAGUACUUUGGCGCAAUGAAGGCGAAGGACACCCAGGAAGCACAACUCCGAAUGGCCAAGUCACAGAACGCGCGGUCAAGCGAAAUUGUGACACAGCUCAAGGACGAGUCAGCCAAGGCCAAGGAAGUCUGCAGCAACUACGAGCGUCAGCUGGCAGAUUCAAAGGAAGCGUUCACGAAGCUGGAACAGCAAUAUCGAACUGCAGAGCAAAAGCUGAAGGAGGUGUCCUCCGCCAAUGACGGUCUUAAGAAGAGCGCUGAAGAAUUGAAGUCCUUGGUGUCUGCGAAAGACAAGGAAGUCGUUGGAACGGCCAAAGCUAAACGCCAAGCCGAAGAAGACUUGGAAAAGUGUAAAGCGCGACUCGACGAGACGAAGAAGCAGUAUGAUACGCUUCGUAAAAGCAGAGCCGCCGUUAACGCUGCAGACUCGGAUGAUUGGCGGAAAGUCGCUAUCUGCCCAGUCUGUUCCGCGAACAUUCGGAAUACGGUUCUGAAGACUUGCGGGCACGUGUUCUGCAGCAACUGCGUUCGAGAUCUCAUCUCCAACCGCAACAGAAAAUGCCCCAGUUGCGCCAGGAGCUUCGGCGUGAACGAUCACCAGACGAUCCAUUUGACGGCGUGAGCGAUGCCACUCCUUCGCUCCUUUUCAAGUCAUCAUGUCCCUCAUGCAGCUUCACUGCGACGGCUGCUCCUCAAGGUCAAGGUCUUAAUCCUCCUCCAAGACACCCAACUUGCUUGCGAACAGCACACGGGUGGAGCAUGACGGGUCCCCUUCGCGGCCUGGGUGGAUGAGAACAAGAGUCACAGUAACACAGUGCGUUACUGCUCGGAAGAGGUCGUGGGGAGAAUGAAGUUCGUUUCUGUCUGUGCCCGUCUGUCGAGGAGCAUUCACAAGCGGGCAACAGUGUAUUACGUAUCAAGACAGCGCUCUAAUAGCUCCUCGAGAGCCUGCCUGAAGAAUAGGCAUGAAUGAAAUAAUGCAUACGACAA
Molecule: messenger RNA, 2725 nt
Organism: Cercospora beticola
Lineage: Eukaryota; Fungi; Ascomycota; Dothideomycetes; Mycosphaerellales; Mycosphaerellaceae
Cellular component (GO): HULC complex; nucleus
Molecular function (GO): metal ion binding; ubiquitin protein ligase activity
Source: RefSeq, a predicted model, not a curated record